UGUAAAGUGUUAAGAACACAAUUGAAAUUUUGAAAAUAUCAGAAAAAAAUUAAACUAGUUAAAAAUUAUAAAAUUAUUAAAUUUAUUAUAUUUCACAAAUGAAAAAUUUAAUAUUAUAAAAUCAAAAAUCAAAGCAAACUAUUUUUGUAACAUUGAAGACAGAAAAAAAAUAAAUUAUUAAAAUAUUAAAUUCAUUAAGAAAAGAUUUUUGAAAAAUAUUUAAAAAAUAAAAAUUUUUCAUAUGAAUAAUUAAAAUUAUUAUUCUAAAACAUUUCAAUAUAUAAAAAAUAAUAAUAUGGUAACCGGUGUUUCAAGUACAAUAUCACAAAAAACAAUGACUGCGGUAGUUAAUCAACAACAAUCUACAAUGCCUCUUAAAGAGGUAACACAACAACAACAGCAACAACAACAGGCACAACAGCCAUCACCUCCAACAGCUCCAGUUAAAAGUGAUAGAAGAUCAAAUAAACCAAUAAUGGAAAAAAGAAGGCGAGCGAGAAUUAAUAAUUGUUUAAAUGAAUUAAAAACUUUAAUUUUAGACGCAACCAAAAAAGACCCAGCACGUCAUUCUAAAUUAGAAAAAGCUGAUAUAUUAGAAAAGACUGUUAAACAUUUACAAGAAUUACAACGUCAACAAUUGGCUAUGUCACAGGCUAUUGAUCCAAAAAUUGUUAAUAAAUUUAAAGCUGGUUUUACAGAAUGUGCAAAUGAAGUUAGUCGUUUUCCAGAUAUUGAUCCACAAGUAAAACGUCGUUUAAUGCAACAUUUAAGUAAUUGUAUAAGUGGUGUUAAAUCUGAAUUAGGUCAAUUAAGACAAAGACAACAAGUACAACAACAACAACAGCAAACAAUAAAUGGUUCACAAACAAAUAUACAACAAUCAGUACAAAUACAUAUGUUACCAUCACCACCAAGUUCACCAGAACAAGAUCAUCAUCAUAAUCAUCAUCAUUAUCAACAACAAAAUCAUCAUAAUUUAACAAGACAACAACAACAGCAGCAACAACAAAUUCAUACAACUAUAACUGGAACACAAAUUCAAGCAACACCAAAUGGUUAUUUUUUACCAAAUGGUGUACAAGUAUAUCCAACAAAAUUAUCUAAUGGUACAUUUGCUUUAAUUUUACCACAACAACAAUCACACCAAUCAAAUCAUCAACAACAACAACAAAUUUUAGUACAACAACAGCACGUACAACAACAAUCUCAAUUACCUAUGUUAGUACCAAUUCCAAAUAGAACAGCAUCAACUGGUUCAGCAACAUCAGUAUCUAGUAAUUAUGAACGACAUUCACCAAUAACAGUUCAACAACAACAACAACAUUUAAUUCAUCAACAACAACAACAGCAAUUACAACAAUCUCAACAAAUUCAUUAUGCACCACCUAGUCCAGCUAAUUCAUAUGAAGCAAUGGAUUGUCAAUAUUCACAACCUCAACAACAACAACAACAGCAAUCUCAAUCAUCAGUUAUUCAACAUGUAUCAUCAUCAACAUCAUCGACAUCAUCUUCAAGACAAUCACCAAUUAUGAUUGAUUCACAAUAUUAUAAUAUUCAACAACAACAACAAAAUAGACAUCAAACAUCAUCAACAUCAUCAUCACAAUAUGAUGAUAUUGAUGAUGGUUCAGCACCGUUAUCUUUAGUUAUUAAAAAACAUAUUAAGGAAGAGGAACAACCAUGGCGUCCUUGGUAAUUAUUUUUUUUUUUAAUUAUUUUUGUAGUAAUUUGUAAAUAUAAAUAUUUAUAAUUAUGUAUGUAUAUUAGGGAAACAAUAUAUUUUAGAAUUAUAUUUUCAAUGAAUUAUAUAAACACGUACACACACGUAUACAUAUACACACGCGCGCUCAGAUACUUAAUAAAAAUAUUUUGAAAAUUAUUAUUGUAUUGUUACCUAUAUUUUGUCAGUUAUGACUUAUUAUGACAUUAACAUGUGUCAAAAAUUAAUUAAUUUUUUUUUUAUUUAUGUUUUUGACAUAUUCAAAAUCAAAUAUUGUACUUACAUUUACAUAUCUUGUGUGUGCGUGUAUUAUCAGAAAUUAAAUAAAAAAUUUUAUUUGAACGUGAAUUUUAUUUUAAAAAAAUCUUAACAACACACACAAUAUAAGGAAAACAAAGACUGACAAUGUAAAAAAAAAAAUAUGAAAAUAAAAAAUAAAUAUAAAAGAAAAUAUUUUUUUUUUUAUUUUUCUGGACAAAAACAUAACAAUAAGAAAAAAUAUAAAUUCAUUUUAAUUUUAAUAGCGUCUGACUUGCAAUUAUAAUGAUCAAUUUCAUCGGUUCCAUUUAAAGCCGCAAUAAAAAUAAAACAAUAAUCUUAAAUAUUAUUUGCUUUUUCAAGUUUAAAUGUCAAUGAAAUUAAUUGAACUCGUAAUAUAUACAAAAUAAUUUAUUUAAAAAAAUACGCCAUAAUUAUUCAAAAACAAAUAAAUUAAAUAUU
Condylostylus longicornis is the source of this 2440-nucleotide messenger RNA. RefSeq names its product protein hairy (gene hry). Gene Ontology annotation, molecular function: DNA-binding transcription factor activity, RNA polymerase II-specific; RNA polymerase II cis-regulatory region sequence-specific DNA binding; protein dimerization activity. The transcript has 3 exons. Gene Ontology annotation, biological process: regulation of transcription by RNA polymerase II; regulation of neurogenesis; anterior/posterior pattern specification. Gene Ontology annotation, cellular component: nucleus. Lineage: Eukaryota; Metazoa; Arthropoda; Insecta; Diptera; Dolichopodidae. The record is from RefSeq and is a predicted model, not a curated record. The coding region runs from base 296 to 1696 and encodes 466 amino acids.